UGCAUGACUGCUCCUAAAACGGCUACCGAGUGGUGUGCUCUUGCCUCUUGUCAUACAUCCCUUCCCGUCGGCGCUGCGCUGUCCGUUCCUCACAAUUUAAGCGUGUGAACGACUGCUCCGGUUGGUAAAACGCUCAGCGACAUGCCGGUUUGUGUUUUUUCAACGAGCUUAAUUUUUGAAAUAUGACUCAGCGUAAGAGAAUAACCAAGCUUGCCAGCAUCUGGUGCGUGUGAUCUGUAAGGAGGCAGCAGCGAAGAUGGAGCUGUCCGACGGCUUGUUGCUGCCGGUAAGCAAUGGAGAGCAGUGGUGCAACCACUGGAAACAUCCUAACGAAGACCCUGACCGCAGCACCAGUCCGUCAGUCCUGCGCUCUGGUGCCAGGAUGUGGAAUGAGGGCCUGCUGAACAGAAAGCGGCCAUUUGUGGGCCGAUGCUGUCACUCCUGUACACCUCAGAGCAGGGAACAAUUGUUCCACCCCAACAUUCCAACUCUGGGCCUUCGUAACGUCAUCUACAUCAACGAGACCAACACGAGACAGCGGGGCUGGUUGGCACGCAGGCUCAGCUAUGUGCUGUUCGUUAUGGAGAGAGACGUCCACAAGGACAUGUUCACCAGGAAUGUGGUCGACAAAGUGCUGAACAGCAGCAGGGUGGAGUCUACCAUUUCGAAGGUUGCAGUAGAGUCGGAGGCUGCGGUCAGCCAGCCGGUCAGUAAAGUGAAGCAGAAAGCCAGAGCCGUCCUCCAAGAGAUGGUGGCCAACAUUUCCCCGCCGUUCAUCAGGCUGACAGGGUGGGUGCUCCUCAGGCUGUUCAAUGGCUUCUUUUGGAGCAUCCAGAUUCACAAAGGACAGCUGGAGAUGGUGAAGAAAGCUGCCUCAGAGCGAAAACUGCCCAUGGUCUUUCUCCCAGUCCACAAAUCCCACAUCGACUACCUACUCAUCACUCUGAUUCUGUUCUGUCAUAACAUCAAGGCGCCCCACAUCGCGGCUGGAAACAAUCUCAGCAUCCCAAUCCUCAGCACUGUGAUUCGUAAACUCGGUGGAUUUUUCAUUCGGCGGAGAAUGGAGGAGACAGUGGAUGGAAAGAGAGACAUUUUGUACAGGUCGCUGUUACAUACAUACACAGAGGAGUUAUUGAAGCAGCAGCAGUUUUUGGAGGUCUUCCUGGAGGGUACGCGGUCCCGCAGCGGUAAGCCGUUUCCGCCCCGUGCGGGCAUGCUGUCCAUCGUGGUCGACACGCUGCUCACAGGGGAAAUCGGAGACGUGCUGGUCGUGCCAGUUGGCAUCUCGUAUGACCGCAUUAUUGAAGGCAACUAUAACAGCGAGCAGCUGGGUAAACCUAAGCAGAAUGAGAGUUGGUGGGGAAUAGCAUGUGGAGUGUUUCGGAUGCUAAGGAAAAACUACGGUUGUGUUCGAGUUGAUUUCAACCAGCCCUUCUCUCUAAAGGAAUACCUGGACACCCAGAGGAGCCGUCAUGUUCCCCCACCAGUGUCCCUGGAAAAAGCCUUGAUGCCAUACAUCAUUUCUGCACAGGCUGGUGGUCAGUUUGAAGGGCAGGAAGAGGAAGUGAUGGACAGAGAAGUCCCAGACGAACUCUUUAGACGACAUGUCAUCAACCACCUGGCCAAGCACGUCCUCUUCACUGCUAAUAAAUCAUCAGCGAUUAUGUCAACUCACAUUGUGGCCUGUCUGCUUCUGUACCGACACAGACAGGGGGUUGUUUUACCCAAACUGGUAAAGGACUUCUUCACCAUGAAGGAGGAGAUCCUGUCUCGGGACUUUGACCUGGGUUUUUCAGGGGAGUCUGAGGAUGUGGUCAUGCGUGCGCUCCACCUCCUGGAAAAAUGCAUCAACGUGACCGGCAGCGCCAACCGCAACGGAGAGUUCACCGUGGCAGCCUGUCAGACCGUACCCGCGCUCUUCGAGCUCAACUUUUACAGCAACGGCCUUUUCCACGUCUUCAUUCCGGACGCCAUCAUCGCCUGCAGCAUCCUGUCCCUGCAGCGAGAUCUCAUCACGGAGUCUCCUCACCGACCCAAGGAUUGCAGCAACCUUCUGCUCAGUCAGGAGCGUCUCAUCCACAAGGCGGCAGGUCUCUCCCACUUCCUGACCAACGAGGUGGCAGUGGCACCACCCUGCCAGACUAUUUACCAGGUUUUGAACGAUGCAGUGACCCGACUCAUCCAGUAUGGGGUCCUCUACGUGGCUGAAGAGGACCAGGAGGAAAUGAACUCCAGCCCAACCGAGGAACCCUGGCCUAAGAAGUUCUCCGAGCCGCCCUCCUGGAGAAGCGACGAAGAGGACGAAGACAGCGACUUUGGGGAGGAGCAGCGAGAUCGCUACGUGAAGGUGAGCCUGUCAGCUGAGCACCAGGAGUUCUUCAUCUUCCUUCAGCGCCUGCUCAGUCCAGUGCUGGAGGCCUACAGCGGCGCCGCCGUGUUUGUUCACGGCUUGAGUCAGCCUAUGCCUGAGUCCGACUUCACCCUGAGGCUCUUCAAAUACCUGCUGACACGGACAGAGAGAGGCAUUGCUGCUUAUGGUGAAAGUGCAACUCACUAUCUGGUUAAGAACACGGUGAAGACAUUCAAAGAGCUCGGGGUCCUGAAGGAAAGACAAGAAAACAGAAAGUCAGUUCUGGAGCUCAGCAGCACCUUUCAACCUCAGGCCAACAGGAAUAAACUCCUCCAAUACAUCUUAAGCUUCAUGCUUCUGUGACUGGGGAACCUUUAAGACCUCUCACCUUUUCAAAGGGCUUCUACUGGUUACUUCAAAACAAUCCCAGGUGCUAGUCUGCGGAAAGCUUUACCAGGAAGUGCCUUCACGCAUCGGCCGCUAACUCUUCGCCGUCAGCUGGAAGAGACCUGAAGUCAGUCUUCCUCCUUUUCUUUCCAGCCAGAAGAGGUACCUCCAGGAAUCCCCACGUUUUUUGGUAACGUUGCCAACGUAGUUUAAAUGUUUUGCCCUGGUCAAAAAUUUUUAAUUGUGUGUAUAUAUAAAGAAAACAAUAACAUCAAAACAGCAAUCUGAAAAGAAGAAAGCUACCUUUGCAUAGGAAAUGACAAACAGGAGAAUUUUAUGUUGAUUCUUUCUGCUUGUAUGUAAAAGCUGCUAAAAUGUCUUUAGUGCACUCUAGUAUCGACUAUAAGGAAAAUAAAAAUGUAGUUUGUCUUCAAAAGCAAGUUCCUGUACAUAAAUCUCGGUUGUAGUGUAGAAAAUGCGCACAAUCUGGGGAGUCAAUUAAUGUUUUCAUGACUGACUGAAAGACUUUUGGGCGGCUGAAAGAUGGCGUCCCAGUCGCAACGUGUAAAUAUUCUGAUAUUUCUUGAGAAAAAUAUGUUUAAAUCUCUCGGUACCACUGAGGUCAGCAGUUCUGUACAGUUUGUGGUUUCAGUUAUCGAAGCAUUCAGCUGCAAAAUCGUUCAGAUGUACAGAAAUACAGAAAGUGCCUCUCAAUAAGUCAGUGUCUUUGUAAAGUCCGUUUCUUUCAGUAAUUUAGCUCAAAAAGUGAAAUAUGAAUUAAUUUCACACAGUAAUGGUUUGUUAUAAGCCAAGAUCCUCAAAGUUAACAGACAUAAACAUCAUUUAGUUUCACUUUUUCAUCGAGUUACUGAAAUAAUCCGACUUUUCGAUGAUUUUCUCAUUUACUGAGAUGCACCUGUAUUAACUGAUCAGAUGCAAUCAGCAGUGAACCGGCUAAAGUUAAGUGCAUUUAAUCCACUGUUCUCGGUUCGGUUACACUUUUAUCAAGACUUUUAAUCAUUAAUAAUCUUUCUGCAGCAACUGUUCAAUGAAUGUUACGUCACACAGCACCAGCCAUCGCAUCAUUUAAACGCAGCCGCCUCAGAAACUCCUUAAAACUGGGAUAUUUCAUCCAACACAGCAUAUUCUUCCAACGACGCAUUACUGAAGGAGCUACUGUUUUCCCAUCUGUUGGAUAUUUAGAAGAAUGAGUUUGUGAAAAUGUCACAUGGAGAAAUCAUGAACCGGUCUGUGGAAGAGGGAUGGCAAGAAAUAAAAAGGUCAUGUUUAUGUUCUUGGUUGUUAAAUGAAAUCAUUGCCACAAACACACGUUCAGCUGCCCAGUUAAAUCCAGAGCAUUUCUACGUUUCGCUCAAAUUAGAGAGUAAAAAAAAGUCAAAACAAUUAAACUUAAAGCUACACUGUAUUAUAUCGCUGCAUGUAAAUGCAAAACAAUCCGUUUUUCUGUUCAUUGUGAAAUGAAAAUGUGAAUAUAUUUGCUUUCUCUUACUAAUUCAGAAAUUAACAGGUUUUUGAAAUUGAACAGCUGUGUAAAAUAUCCUCCGUGUUAGCCUGCGUGUUUGCAUGUCUGCAGGCUAAGAGAGGAAAAAGUUAUUUUUUUUAUUAUUACAGGGUCAAAGGAAGUUUAAAUCAUUGUUGUGGUUCUUGGUUUAAAAUUUAUAACGACUGGGUAUUUGUGAAAACAGGCUUCAUUUUUGCUGGUUACUGUUUGUUUAAAUGUGUUUUCCGUGUGUGUUUGCAUUUACUUUUUAGUUUGUUUUUUUUUGGUUACGUUAAAGUCAGCUCUAUUGUAUGUACAAAUGAAUUGUAUCUGUAGACUUCUUACAGGAAUCCUCCAGCGUGCUGAAGGACAGACCAGUAUGUGACGUCGAUGGAAAUGUGAUGCAAACUGGUGAAUGUGUUUAAAUGUUUAUAAACUCCUUGUCGCCGUUUCUGAGCCUGCAGAAAUCAAACCACCGCACACGCUGCGCUGUGCGCUUCCUCUGGUCGCCGCUAACUCUUCGGAUUGAGCCGAACUCCAUCUGAAAACGAUAUCUUACCUUAAAAACAGUGAUCUGAAAGAACAGCUUAUUUAUUAGAGUAUGUGAAUGUGUGAAUUUGCGUCAGAAAAGGUGAAAAGCUCGGUUUGGGUUUUUGUGUUUAUGAACUGUUUCUGUGGGAGUUGAUGCUACUGAAACUGCAUUACCAACAUCUCACGAUGAUGAUUCUUCUUCGCUGUUAGACAUGCCUGUUAAUGGGGAGCAGUUGCCUUUUUUAAACUAUCUGUAGUUUACUUUGGUUUUGUUUUUUCUGAUUUUGUUGCAUGUGAACAUUUUUCAUGUAGGAAUCUGAAACGAAGCUGUAGAUUGUAACCUUAACGGGAGAAAAUCUGAGGUUUCUGUGUGAGGAUCACCAGCUACGAACUGUUUUUAUUUGAUGUUGCUUUAUUGAAGCAAAGCACAAAUGGCAUUAUUAGGUGAUGUUUUUAAAUAAAUUAACAAUAGAAUAACAA
Molecule: messenger RNA, 5249 nt
Organism: Gambusia affinis (western mosquitofish)
Lineage: Eukaryota; Metazoa; Chordata; Actinopteri; Cyprinodontiformes; Poeciliidae
Gene: gpam
Product: glycerol-3-phosphate acyltransferase, mitochondrial
Exons: 21
Coding region: 257-2713 (818 amino acids)
Biological process (GO): phospholipid biosynthetic process
Cellular component (GO): mitochondrial membrane; plasma membrane
Molecular function (GO): glycerol-3-phosphate O-acyltransferase activity
Source: RefSeq, a predicted model, not a curated record